Molecule: messenger RNA, 2044 nt
Organism: Mastomys coucha (southern multimammate mouse)
Lineage: Eukaryota; Metazoa; Chordata; Mammalia; Rodentia; Muridae
Gene: Rmdn1
Product: regulator of microtubule dynamics 1
Exons: 5
Coding region: 114-944 (276 amino acids)
Cellular component (GO): spindle microtubule; mitotic spindle pole; cytoplasm
Molecular function (GO): microtubule binding
Source: RefSeq, a predicted model, not a curated record
CUUGAGGGAGGUGGAGCUGGCCCGCCUCGGGACCUUGGUUCCGGAGACGACUCUCGCCCCGCCCCGUUCUGCCCAGUCCUGUAGCGCGUAGUCAGGCUGGGAAGCUGUCAGUCAUGGCCCUGUCCUUACGCCUGUGGCGUCUUCUCCCUCUGCGACGCGGAGCGGAGCGGAGCGUCUGUCGGCUGACGAGGACCUGGGGCAGCCGUGGGCGCUGGGGCGCCCGGGAAGUCCGUGCUUCCGAGGUGGUAGGAAACACAAGACCUUUCAAGAGAGGCCUUUUAUUGUCAGCCUUGUCUUACUUGGGUUUUGAGACCUACCAAGUCAUUUCUCAGGCUGCUGUGGUUCAUGCCGCAGCCAAAGUUGAAGAAAUACUUGAGCAAGCAGACUACCUCUAUGAAAGUGGAGAAACAGAAAAGCUCUAUCAGUUGCUCAUACAGUACAAGGAAAGUGAAGAUGGAGAGCUACUGUGGCGUCUGGCACGAGCAUCACGUGACAUAGCACAGCUUAGUAAGACUUCAGAAGAAGAAAAGAAAGUUUUGGUGUAUGAAGCUCUAGAGUAUGCAAAAAGAGCACUAGAGAAAAAGGAGUCAAGCUUUGCUGCCCAUAAGUUUUUGAAGGUGGUUUCCAGUCUCCAUGUUCUCUGUCCCACAAGAUCUAAAAGCUUGAAGCAAGGCAGCUUAUCCACUCUGGGAUAUAGGCAAGCAAAGGUGGGUCAGGAACAUAUGUCCAAAACAGCUAUCCAGUCAGUGUUGUCCGGGUACUCUGAAAGCUCAUGUCAGCAUCAUUCUUUUUCCCAGUAUCAGCAUGUCACACCAAUCACUCUGGCAGCUACCACACCCCUUCAGCAUCCUGGGGGAAAAAUACAAACAUGCCCUCUUUGCCAUAUUAAAUACCUGAUCAGGACCAUGCCAGUGCCAGUAUGUGGAUCCUUCUACUUCACCUAGGCAUAAGGUUGUAGAGUGCCAUAGACACUAAGAGAGUUCCUUGGCAUCCAUAUUUCAAAAUUUCAAAGUAAAAACAACAUGAUUUAAAUAAAUUUGUAGUGUACAAGUAUGUAACUCCCCCUUUUUAUUUUAUGAAGAUAUUGUUUUAAAGUUCUACAAUACCUGUUUCACAAUACUUUGUCCUUGAGGAUAAUAAGGAAUCCCAGUAAUAUGGGUAAUGUUAAAUCGUCAAUAAAACAUUUCAAAUACUUGACUGUAAUAGCCAGUUCUAUUAUCUGACUUGGAACAACUAGCACAGAAAAAUAUAGGCAAUGACUAAUUACAUUUUUAGUUGCUUCUCCUGUUAAAGCAGUUGUAACUAGAAAGCCUGAAAUGGUGUCAAUAGUCACAUGCACAUAUUUUAAUUUUCCAAAGUCAGAAAUAAGUACCAUCCACUUGCCAUAAUUGAUUAGGUAUAAGUACUUGAGAAUUAAUACCAUUAUGUGCUACAGGUAGAAAUUGAGGACAUUUAGGACAAGUCUUUAUAAUUUGAUGUACAUAUUCUCUAGAAAUAUCAAAUUGUUGUAUCAAGCUAUUACUAUUUUAAUGAUGUAAAGAAUGAGACUGCUUGGCUAGUAUACCUAUAAUCUGUCUGGUAUACAAAUCUGAUGUGGCAUUGCUCUCACUAAGGGGUCCUGGAAAUACAGUAUGAGCUAUUAAAUGUCAUAUAAAAUAAGGAACAGUACAUUCUCUUAAAUUCGUUUAGCAUAUAACUGAGGCCCCAAAUACUAAAAGAGAUAGUGCUUUUGAAUCUUAUCUGGAGCAAAAACUACUCCAAAAUUUUAAAGCUCAUUGUAUAAGAGCAAAGGCUUGUAGUAAAACUCAUCAGGAGUUUGUUUGAUAUCAGAUAAAUUCCCACUGAUAUCUCCUUUCUGAUCUUGGGAGUGAGGGAUUAAAUUUGCUUCUACCUCUGUAUCCAAUAAAACUUGUUUAAAAAAGAUGCAGCAGGCCCAUACUAGCACAGCUGUCUUUAACUUUUUUUACUUUUGCAAUCAUUCUAAUUACUAAACUUUGGAAAUCAAUACCAAAUUUAAACCGUGUAAACAAUCUAUUCUCUUUAA